Messenger RNA from Cantharellus anzutake, 1161 nucleotides. RefSeq lists its product as uncharacterized. The record is from RefSeq and is a predicted model, not a curated record. Bases 1 to 1161 code for a protein of 386 amino acids. The transcript has 4 exons. NCBI's taxonomy places the organism in Eukaryota, Fungi, Basidiomycota, Agaricomycetes, Cantharellales, Hydnaceae.
AUGUCUGUGAGCCAAAUGCCUCACCUCAUCCCGGCCCCCGUAACAAAGCUUAUUAUUUCUUCUGGAUCAUGGAGCUCGGAACACAUAAUCCCCCCACUCAACAUCGCUUCCACCACGCCGGGGCACAUCUUUUUGCCAAGAAUUGACACAUUCUAUCAGGUAAUGAAGAAAACAUCGUCUUUGGUAACAACACUUCAAGGGAAAUAUUUUGAAAUCGUCCGAACAGGUCCCCUGGCUCCAACAACAACUCUAGGUUGGCUGGAGCUGGGUAGAGAUGGUCCGAUCUGGAGAAGAGGGCGGUUGGAUACGAGGGAAUCAGAUCUCCCCCGGGUUCCUGGCCCCUACGGUCUCCAGGAGAUCCGGGUCAUGAUACGGCCGAUUUCAGGGAUUCCUGAUUGUACUAGAACUACCCCACCUAUCUUAGAAGAUCUGUUCGUAGUUUCACAAGCGAUUCCUCCCCAAUCCCUGUACGGGAUGGUGUACAACGGCACACCGGCAGACGCCGCUUCCCCCUUGACUCCAUCCGCUUGCACAUACCCCUUCCGCAGCCCUGGGCCUUCCAGUGGCCCCUCUGUUGGUGGAGGGAGGCCACGGAGGCCAGAAACGUCGAGGGAACGGCAGGUGGAACAAGCUGUAGCAGGGCCAAGCCGGCCCACACCUUCCACCAGCCGCAGACGGCAAACGUCUGCCCCUUACGGGAGGGCGAGUGAGAGGAGGUCAAGGGGUAUAAAGUCCACUACACGUCGACAGCUACCCGUCACUCCACCAAACGUCCCCGCAACCGAUAAUAACCACCCCUAUUAUUGGUACCCACUCCAACAAUCGUCUAACGCCUUUCCCGGAGAGGCGUUUCUAAACUUUGGAGCGGCCACCACUCCAGGAGUAUUCGGGCAGCAGCCCACUGCAGACUCGUCCGCCCCCCAGCAGGGUUACGGUGCUGCGUCUCUGGGGGUGGUAUCAGCACCCUAUCCACUUACCGUCGAGGCGCACCAAGAGUCGCAGUUAUGGGCCCCGACCUCCAUCCCUGGAGGGGAUAUCCUGCAAAACAUCUUGACAUCCUUCCCGUCAGCCCCCGGCAGCAGUGGACACGCCCCCGCGCCAUUGCCUCCCGACGACCAUUUCUUUACAUAUUUUGACGUAGAUCCCCAGGGGGAGCUUUGA